UUGGAUUUCUUCUCAAGAGUAUACAUUCGGACCGGAAACUGGCAUUGCGCUCACAUCCGACUCAAACACCAUCCGAUGGCCACCAAAGUCGCUCAGAAAAGGCUCCAGAAGGAGUACCUCGCCAUGCAAAAGAGUCCCCCUCCCUUUGUCUGGGCAUGCCCGGAGGAGAAGAAUAUCCUUGACUGGCAUUUCAUCAUCCGUGGCCCUCCUGAUACUCCUUAUGAAGGAGGAGAAUUUCACGGACUCAUCUGGUUUCCCAGCGACUACCCUUUCAAGCCCCCAGAUGUCAAGUUUUUCACCCCUUCUGGACGAUUCGAGAUUGGGCAUAAGAUCUGCAUGAGCAUGACCUCUUACCACCCUAGCACGUGGAAUGCUGCCUGGAGUGUCGCAACCAUUCUUACAGGUCUUCUCAGUUUCAUGCUUAGCAAUGAGAUCACUGCAGGUGGCGUGAAGACUACGGACGAGGAAAAAAGAAUCUUGGCCAGGCAGAGCCAUGCGUACAAUCUCAAGAACAAAAAGUUUAGAGAUGUGUUUCCCGACUACGCUACUCCCGAGAUGACUGAUCUUCCCGAUAUGGGUGUGCCCCCGGCAUCUGUGAGUGCUCUACUCGAUUUGGUUUGCUGUAUCGCGACCUGACUCUGAUCUCGUUGAGGUGUCCAAAGACUCCAAGCCAAUAGACCCGUCUCUUCAAUCUUCAUCAACCCCUCAAACGAAUCCUACUCCUAUUCCACCUGCUACUCUUCCUCGAACGCAAAAUCCCAUACAAGCGAGAGCAGAGCAACGAGCGCAGCGGCGUGUUGCUGGGAACUGGCUUCCUAGCUGGCGCUGGGUGAUGGCUGUUGUUGUCCUGGCGGUACUGGGUAGACUCUCUUCGUUUGUUGGAGUUUGAUAGAUUGAGGCGAUUUGGGCUGUUGUAUCAUGUACGAGCUUGCUACGCUAUCGGAAUUUCAUACCCAUGCCGGAUAGGCCAUCUCGGUCGCAUCAUCAGCUGCCUCAAAGUUACUCCAUAUGUGACCAGAAGCGCCUCACCUACUACUUUACGACACGACAAGAUCUUACACGUUAUCAUGCAGCGGACAGUCCGCGCUCCAGGUAUAUCAAAAGUGAUGCGUUGCAAAAAACCAGUAGAGUACGAGUACUAUCCGAGUACAGUGAUGUACCUAGGCCAGGGAAGACUGAAGCCGCCCCUCUCUACACUUCUAC
Molecule: messenger RNA, 1203 nt
Organism: Cryptococcus amylolentus CBS 6039
Lineage: Eukaryota; Fungi; Basidiomycota; Tremellomycetes; Tremellales; Cryptococcaceae
Exons: 11
Coding region: 76-636 (186 amino acids)
Source: RefSeq, a predicted model, not a curated record